Sclerotinia trifoliorum is the source of this 2399-nucleotide messenger RNA. Lineage: Eukaryota; Fungi; Ascomycota; Leotiomycetes; Helotiales; Sclerotiniaceae. The record is from the annotation of a GenBank genome assembly.
AGUACAGCCUUGACUUCAACUUCAAGAAUUUGUUUUGGUCGCCUUCACUCUACCAAUGUGACUAACCUCUAAAAUAAAACAUCAAAAAUAAAAACAAAAACAAAAACAAGAACAAGAACAAGAACAAAAUCAAAAUCAAAAUCAAAAUCACCUUCUCUCCUUCCUUCCUACUCCAAUUUUUCUGACUGCAGCCUUCCAAUUUCAAGUUCGAACUUCAACCCUCUUUUCAAGAUAACAACCAAAAAUAACUUUUACACUCCUCUACUUCUUCAAAUAACUUUACAACCCUUAAGAAUCAUCGCAACCUUUAGUUCUUCGCCAUGGCAGAUCAUUUACAGCCAGAGUCAGCUAUUUCCAAUUCCUCCUACUACAGCACGGCUACUACGACCAAACAAACUCCAGCACCCCCAUCAGUUGCCAGUGCUCCAUCGGGAUGGAUUUACAAGCAUAUUCGCAUUGGUAGAUUUACUCUCCCUUGUUACGCGUCGCCUCAAGUUCAACUUGUCUUGGUCGCACUUGUUUGUUUCCUCUGUGUUGGUAUGUACAAUGCACUCAGCGGUCUUGGUGGCGGUGGUCAAAUUACUGCAAAACCAGCAGAUAACGCAAACUCGGCGCUCUACUCAACCUUCUCUGUCGUGGGUUUCUUCGCAGGUACUUUCGCAAAUCGCCUCGGAAUUAAACUCACUUUGAGUUUGGGUGGUUUGGGUUAUUGUAUCUACGCUUCCAGUUAUCUAUGCUACAGCCAUACCCAGAAUACUGGUUUUGUCAUCUUUGCAGGGGCAUUACUUGGUGUCUGUGCCGGUCUUCUCUGGACAGCUCAAGGUGGCAUCAUGAUGUCUUAUCCACCUGAAGAGUCUAAAGGAAAAUAUAUCUCAUGGUUCUGGUCAAUAUUUAACCUUGGAGGUGUAUUCGGCGCUCUUGUGAGUUCAACAGCACAAAAAUAAAAACAUCUACUAAUUACUUGCAGAUCCCCCUUGCCUUGAACAUCGAAGAUACCGCAAAUCAUGUUGUCAGCGACGGUACAUACAUUGGAUUCAUCAUUCUCAUGUUCAUUGGAGCACUCAGCGCUCUGUGCUUAUGCGACGCAAAUAAAGUUCGAAGAGCCGACGGAUCUCACGUCAUUCUCAUGAAAAAUCCUACGUGGAACACAGAAAUCUGGGGCCUUUGGUACACACUGAGAAACAACGUCUACGUCUUCCUCCUGUUCCCAAUGUUCUUUGCCUCCAAUUGGUUUUACACGUAUCAAUUUAAUGGUGUUAAUGGUUCACAUUUCAAUACACGAACCCGAGCUCUUAAUAACAUUUUAUAUUGGUUCGCACAGAUCAUCGGUGCUUUCAUAUCUGGUUAUGCCCUGGAUAUUCAAAGAUUUAAGAGAACUACUAGAGCUAGAGCUGGUUUGAUCGCAUUGAUCAUCUUGACUGCCGCUGUUUGGGGUGCAGGUUAUGGUUUCCAGUCUAGUGUCCCUGAUCGCGAUGUCACCGGCAAAGUUGACUAUCAGGGCAAGAUGGAUUGGACGAGUGAAGGGUAUGCUGAAGGUUUGGCUUUGUAUGUCGCCUAUGGAUUUUAUGAUGCCGUUUGGCAAUUGUCCGUUUACUGGUAAGUGUUAUUGUUUCCAUCACAAGAUUCUUCAUUAUGACUAACAACUAACAGGUUCAUGGGUGCGCUCUCAAACUCCGGUAGAAAGACAGCAAACUUCGCUGGUUUCUAUAAGGGUAUUCAAUCUGCUGGUGCUGCUAUUGCUUGGCGCAUUGAUGCAAUGGAUUACCCUUACUUGACUCAAUUUGCCAUUACAUGGAGUCUACUUGCUGGUUCUCUCGUUGUUGCAGCACCAGUCAUCUUCUUGAACAUCAAGGAAGUAACCUCCAUUGAUGAUGAUAUUGUUGACACUGAUCUCAAUUACGCUGAUAUUAUGCCUCAAGCUAUUCUUCUUGAUCAAGAUAAGCAUUAUCUUAACGGUCAUAACAGUUCAACAGAUACCCGUCAUCGAUAUCAUUCUACCUCGGAUGAAAUGGAACUUCCUCAUCUUCGUCGCGAAAAGAAUUCCGAAGAUCUCGUUUAAAUCAAACAGCGGACUUCGAGAGUGGCUUUUACCACUAGCAGAGUCGCUCACACCACAUGGCUUAUUUUCCUUUACGAUUUCGAUUAUUUUAUGAUUUGUAGGACGGGUGGACGGGUGGACGGGUGGAAGGGGAGUCGAUCUUUCUUUUUGCUCGAGACACAAGUUUUUACGACAAAUUGAUGGUGCACAAGUGCCAAGUGUAUGCUGAGAUGAAGUUGAUGGAGAUGUCUCUUGUUUUCUGAUAUUUCAAAACGGUGGGAAUAAUAUCCGACAAUUCGAAAAUUUGCAGCUUUUUAUGUUUAUGGAUGUUGAUGGAUGUGGAUGACUGCGAGUUUUUGAA